Messenger RNA from Fusarium odoratissimum NRRL 54006, 4777 nucleotides. RefSeq lists its product as uncharacterized. NCBI's taxonomy places the organism in Eukaryota, Fungi, Ascomycota, Sordariomycetes, Hypocreales, Nectriaceae. The transcript has 2 exons. The record is from RefSeq and is a predicted model, not a curated record. Gene Ontology annotation, biological process: regulation of transcription by RNA polymerase II. The coding region runs from base 2183 to 3598 and encodes 471 amino acids. Gene Ontology annotation, cellular component: nucleus.
UCUGCCAUUUUAUGGAGUUGGACUUGUUUUUUCCUUCUUACCUUUUGUUUUAGACCUCCCCACGGCUGUGCUGUCCGUCCUGUACACGCACACCCUCCUCGUCUUUUUUAGGCCUGGUCAACUGGGCUUGGGCUUGAGCUGGCUGGCUCGUGAUGGGGUGGUGGGCUCACCCUCCCCCCCUGGUUCCCUCCCCUGGACUGGCUUCAAUUGCUGGGCCCUAGAGGCUUGAGGUUAGAGUGAGCUAGGCCCUACCAAUGUACCGGCCGAUGUAUCGUACAUGGCUUUCACCUCUGGGACACUCUCUACCCCAGCAGCCUCCUCUCAAGUUGUCUGUCAACUGGAGAGAGCCGAUCCAUCGCGGACGGGGCCCGAAUGCAGGUGCAGUGGUGCCUUGACUAUAUCUACGUUGGCAGCCCCCAACCCUCUCGCUGGGUCUUGCCAGAGCUUGCUACUCGACAGCGACAACCUUAAAGGGUCAAUCUAUCACGACAGUGUUUCUUUUAAAGACCAUUGUCUGUCCUCUCCGAGACGAUAAGACCAGUCUAACAACUGGUCUCUGGAUACUUCGACCUAUAGUGCUCCUCCCACCAUCCACCGAGCACUAACAUCACCCUCAUCUCUAACUUCACCUUCACCACGAACACCUUGAGACAACUCUUCUCAAACAUAUUUUGGUGAACUGAGCAUUCUUAAUUGGACCCUGGCAACACUCCUCCUUCUCGAAACACAGAAAAGUUCGUCAACAGCACACGAGUUCCAGGAAACCGACCAGAAGAAGAUUGUUUCCCGUGUCUAAACCCACAUCCACCAGAAACAUCUCAGACCCUCGAGACUUCGACUCACCUCAAGCCUCACUCCGUUUCUGGAAUGCGAAGUGCAGAUAAAGGUGAUUGCAACCCGAGCUUGAGCUAUAACUGCUUCAAGCCCUUCCUCACCUUGACCACCACAACUCCCAUCUUCACCUUGCCGACAUUCAAACCUCUGUCUUCCGCCCUUCUUCCACAGACAUCAUGACAGCCUUGACAGAAACAUCAUUCGCCAUGUUCCCUCAUCACUCCGACGCCGAGGACUUUGCCCGAUAUACGGACUCCAACGUCAUCUUCACUUCGGGACCCAUGGACGUGAGCAUCCCUGCCGAUGCCUUUGGCUUCCAACAGCAGAGCGGCAGCCAAGAUGCAUUUGCUUCAUCCAUGGGCUUUGUCGAGCCCUCAUUGUACGCCGAGGCCCCCAACUACAUGCUAAACAGCCGCGCAUCACCCAGCAUGUACACAGAUGAAUCUUCAGACAUGAGACUCCCUUCAUCAAGCCUUUCCACAGCCUCGGCAGCGUCAACAACGUCUUCGGCAAUUGGAUCUCCCCAAUCAAACCAUGGCCAAAUGGGUGCAAUGCCCGAGUGGGCUCCCCAAGGCCUCGGGCUCCAGCCUACAAUUGUGGGCAGUGACUACAUCGGAUCCGAUUUUGCGUCGUUUCCUAGGUCCGGAAUGGACGAGCUCAGCUUCGAUUUCCCGGCAGCAAAGGCUUUUGUUGGUAAGUUCAGAGCUAUUUCUUACUCGCUUCGAGUUCGGCGAUCCCUUUCCCCCUGCCUCGCAAGGGCAUUGGCAGAGAGAGAGACCCACACUGAGGCCUCUUCCCCACCACCAGAUGCUUAGUGCCUCUGAACCCCUGCUCGCUUCGCUGCUUUGAAUAUGACAAAACGAUGUGUCGGAUUGCGCUUGCGCUUGCGCCUGUCUCUACCAGGUCGUCGGCUCUCUUGGCUCAUUGAGUUCAGCUUGAGCCGAGUUGAAGGUGGCCGAUCAUCAUCUUGUCAUUCUCUCUGCUUCCUCUUAGAGUUUAUCCCUUGCAAUCACGUCCCACUUCCCAUCAUACGUUCAUGUCUUCUUAAACAACGAUUUAGCCUGUGGGCUCUUCCGUUGUCAACUGAGACAUUACACACGUCAACCCAAUCGGCGCUUGAUGUCACCUCUCCGCUGUCAAACGAUUGGCGAUCUUGCUUGCUUUUCAUCGGCAGUGGCCAGCUGGAAACCCAUCUUGGGCCUAGCUCAGCUGACUUGACGUUGCAAUCUCUAUCAUUCGCGACCAUCCCAAACUCCACCACUCUCCGUUCCGUUCCUGAGCAGCACUGAACUGCCUGUUCUGUCUCUGUACUGUUACCGUAGUAGAUCGCUAACCAGGUUUCUCUAUCAUGACAGACCCAUCUCUGAUUCAUCCAGAGCUUACUCGUCCUCCUAUGGGGAUCCCUCCCUAUGACAGUCACUUCCAGCAAACCAAUGCCAAUCCUCAUCACACAUAUCCCACUUCUCCUUCUGCCUCUUCCUCUUCGCCUCAACCUCACAUGAUGAGGACCAAUAGCUCUUCACCUUUUCUCCAAACCACAAACUUCCAAUCCACUUUUCCCAGCAGCCCUUACGGUGCACCAAUGGAUAACCACAGUCAAACUCAGAACCAUAACCAUAUCCGUGCCCCAAGCGUCACCCAAUUCGUCCCACCUACACCAGGCGAGUAUAGCAGCGACGAGUCCAAGGAGAAGCAGAGAUGCACCUAUCCCGACUGCGGCAAGACCUUCAAGGACCUGAAGGCUCACAUGCUCACUCACCAGACUGAGCGUCCUGAGAAGUGCCCCAUUCAGACCUGCGAGUACCACACAAAGGGUUUUGCUCGCAAGUAUGACAAGAACCGUCACACCCUCACACACUACAAAGGCACAAUGGUCUGCGGCUUCUGCCCAGGCUCCGGCUCUGCUGCGGAGAAGUCCUUUAACCGUGCCGACGUCUUCAAGCGCCACUUGACUGCAGUUCAUGGUGUUGAGCAGACUCCACCUAACAGCCGAAAGAAGUCUUCUGCAGGUGCCAACUCAAACAAGAAGCUGACUGGCUAUGCUCCUGAUGCCACUGGCAAGUGUAGCACUUGCUCACAGACCUUCUCCAAUGCCCAGGACUUCUACGAGCAUCUUGACGACUGUGUGCUGCGCAUUGUCCAGCAAGAGGACCCUGCUGAAGCUAUUAACGCUAAGCGCCUUGCCGAGGUUGAGAACGAUAAGGAUGUUCACCAGACUCUGGAGAAGAACAACCUCCCCACUACCACAGACACUGUCAUGGCAAACCAUGAUGAUGAAGAUGCCGACAGUGGCGACGAUGAUGAUGAUAGCUCUCCCCGAAGCAACUCCUCCCCUGCCACCAGAAAGAAGGGCAACCCAGCCAACGGUGUCCAGAAGUCUCGCGGUGUCACUCACUCCCGUGGUGGUGUUCCCUUGGGAACCAAGACUCGCAGCCGCAAGAACCGUCGCGACUACCCAUCAUCCUGGGGUUUUGAUAAGGGCCAGAUGACCAUGAAGAAGCGUGUCAUGGCUGUCUUUGAUGGCCCUCGUCGUCUUGCCAAGGACGACAUGAUGCUCUCCACCGACCACGAGGUCCGCAUCAAGCUGUCUGAUGGCAAGUCUUAUGUCACCGACCUCGACGUCCAAACUCUCAAGCGAGCUGCUGGCUUCCACGGUGCCACUGAGGAAGAGAAGGGUCCUUGGAUCUCCGACGACCCUACUGCUGAGCAGCUCAAGGAGAUGCAGCAAAUGCUCACCGCCAACACCACCACUACUACUCUAUAACGACUCGACGUCAUCGAUCACACACACCUACGAUCACCAACUACAACCCCUCUCUCAAAGUAUACGAACAAAAACAUAUCGAAAAAAAGCAUAAUGGGCGCGGCGUAAGCGGGACUGUAUUAGAAAAAGGGAACAUCCGGGUAUUUCACGGACAAUAUUCACGACUGGGUUUAGGUUUGGGUUUGGGAAACAGGACACAUCCGCUUAUGAAGAGGCAUAGGAUGAGGGUUUCGAGGCAAAGGAAAGGAAAGGGAACUGAUUUGCGCCAUGGAGUUGACAUAUCGAUACCCAUGUUUUUACUGUUGUUUUAUCUGGGAUUUGGACUGGUACCUCACCCAUUGAUGGCUUAAUGACAAUAAUGGACUAUCUUGACAGCAAUACUUAUUCGAGGACUUUGUCCUAAUCUGCAUAUUGUUCAAGCACUGUCUGUUAUAUCGUGAUUGGUGUUUUCUUUGAGUGUCUGCUGAAGUUAUUGUACAAAAUACUUGGACUGGAAUGGACUUGCGUGUAUGUUUCAGGACAUGGGAGUUUUUGAUGGCAUCAGUAGCUGAAACAAGGAUGUAUAAUAUGAGCACUAAUAUGAUAAUACUACUUAUUAAUACCCCGAUCUGACAUGCCGUUGGAGCAGUUGGUGGAACGAGUCUCAGCAUCUUGCUAGACUUUAUGAUGAUCCAUAACUACCUAGACAGCUGGCAGGAAGAGUUCCACUAGAAAUGUAUCAUGCCUCUGAUUAAUUAAUAAGAGGUGGAAAAAACUUGAUAAGGCGAUCAAAACUGAGGAUGAGCAAGCCCUAAAAUCAUCUAAACCUAGUCUGAGAUUUCUAUUGCAGGCUAUAAUUAAGACGCAUGACUUUUUAUUGCAUGCUUUAAUAGGUAGAAACGUGACCCCAAACACCCGACGAAGAUGCAAAAGACCAGUGGGCCAGUUGAGAUGAUACGAGUACAUCAUUACAAUACAGCCACGAACUUUAUGCAGUCGUCCCCUCACGGCGAAGCAAAUAGAUUAAGGAAAUUGGCCAAUCUUGAGUAACACAGGAGUCUUGAGAAUGGACUUCUUAAGGAAUAGUAAUUUCUGCAUUCCGCUCUGAUAGGCUUAGAUGAGAUAUGAAUGCCUGAGCUGGACAUUCAAGAUGAUAGAGAUACUCUGAUACGGUAAAACCACUUCAUCAUAGAAACGCGA